This is a messenger RNA of Mercurialis annua (annual mercury), 902 nucleotides long. RefSeq lists its product as uncharacterized. Bases 1 to 630 code for a protein of 209 amino acids. The record is from RefSeq and is a predicted model, not a curated record. NCBI's taxonomy places the organism in Eukaryota, Viridiplantae, Streptophyta, Magnoliopsida, Malpighiales, Euphorbiaceae. The transcript has 2 exons.
AUGGAACCUUUGCCAACCAUAAACAAAGUCUUCUCCCUGGCUAGUCAACAUGAGAGACAAGUUUCAGGGAUGUUGCCAAAACUAAUUGAGCCUAAUGUUUUCUAUACUAACACAAGCCCUGGGAAUUCUGUUACUGAUCAAGCUUCCAGUUCAAAUGCUAACAGCAAUUUUAAGAAGGCUGAUGGUAACAGCAGCUUCAAGAAGUUCACAGCUACAACUAGUCAGUACAAAUGCACUCAUUGUGGUUUAUCAGGUCAUUCAGUGGACAGAUGUUACAGGAAACAUGGUUUCCCUCCUGGAUUUAAGUCAAAAUUCAAAGGAAAAACUGCUUAUACUAAUCAAGUGGACAGUGCUGUAGAGAAUGAACAGCAUGUUUCAAACACUCCUUAUUCAUCUUAUCCAUCCUCAGUGAAUAUGGAUAUGAACAGAUCCUAUUCAGCUCCUAUGAACACCAAUAAUGAUUCAAUGGCCCAAAAUAUGCAGUUAACUACUGAGCAGUAUAUGCAAUUGAUGAGUCUGCUGAACCAGGAUAACAAUGUACAUGCUUCUGCAAAUACUUUCUCAACCAAUUUCAAUCCAGCAGGCAACAAUUCAGGACACCAACACCUCGAGGAGGAUUGGUUUAGCUAAAAAGGAACAUGGCUUAUACUUCUUGACUCAGCCUUCAUUUCCACAUUCCAAAUCUGUUGUUCCUAGUUCUACUCAAAAUAUCACCUCUGCUGCAAUUUCCAAUAACAACUCAUCUGCUGAUAUCUCAAAACUUUGGCAUUUUAGACUAGGACAUUUAUCAAAUCCUAGAUUAGAUGCUAUACACAAUAUUGAUUCUUGUGUUCCAAAAACUUCUAUUGAUCAUUGUAAAAUCUGUCAUUUGUCUAAACAAAGAAAAUUGUCCUUUCCUGUUA